Messenger RNA from Hemibagrus wyckioides, 3500 nucleotides. It is a transcript of the gene sec14l7, whose product is annotated as SEC14-like lipid binding 7. NCBI's taxonomy places the organism in Eukaryota, Metazoa, Chordata, Actinopteri, Siluriformes, Bagridae. Bases 574 to 1698 code for a protein of 374 amino acids. Gene Ontology annotation, cellular component: cytoplasm. The transcript is spliced from 12 exons. The record is from RefSeq and is a predicted model, not a curated record.
UGAGUGGCUAUGUUGGAGAUCUCAGUCCUAACCAGGCUGUGGCUCUUGAACAGUUGCAUGAGAGAAUUGAGGAUGUAUAUGUCCAGCUGCCCAAUCAAAGUGACCAUUAUCUGCUUCGCUGGCUCCGAGCAUAUGUACCACAAGAGAAGUUCAAGGUGAAAUUCCUGUUGCAUCUGUGGUAAAUAUUUGUAGUUCCCUUCACCUGGAUUUUUAUCAUCUGCAAAAAUAUUUGCUUGUUCCUUUAAAACCAUUUUAAUGAUUGAGAUGUAUCCUUUUUACUAUAAACAACUUACAACAAUCAUGUAUUUGCAAAUUUAAAUAUUUCAAUUGCAAAAGUCGUAGGCACCUUAAGUUCUGACACUGUUGAUUGGUAAAUGUUGGUUUUCCAAUUGGUACAUUGUUGGUUUAUGCUCUAUUUUUGUUAUUCCAUUGAAUAAUAUUUCUUGCACUUGUUACAAUGGUAUUUAUUUCUUAAAUAUUUAAAACAGUCCACCUGGCACCAACAGUCAUGUUAGAAAGCUUCUGAGUUCAUAUUCUGAGAUAUAAUGUGAACAGUUAACUGAAGCAUUUGAUAUGUAUCUGCAGGAUUUCAGGCAUUGUCGCAUUAAAUUCUGUUUUUGUUUUUUUGUAGCCAGAAACUUCAACAUCCUGAAGGCUGAAGCAAUGCUUAGAAAGCAUUUGGAAUUUCGCAAGCGUUUGAAAGUAGAUUCAAUCCUAGAAGACUGGAAGCCACCAGAGGUAAUUGAGAACUAUGUCUCUGGUGGAAUGUGUGGUUAUGAUCGAGAGGGAAGUCCAGUCUGGUAUGACAUUAUUGGUCCCCUUGAUCCAAAAGGCCUCCUCAUGUCUGCCUCUAAGCAAGACUACAUCAAGACCAAAAUUAGAGACUGUGAGCUUCUACGGAGAGAGUGUUUAAGGCAGUCUGAGAAGCUUGGGAAACCAGUGGAGUCCAUCACUCUUAUCUACGAUUGUGAAGAUCUUGGCCUUAAACAUAUCUGGAAGCCUGCAGUUGAAGCCUAUGGAGAAAUUUUGACCAUGUUUGAGGAAAACUAUCCUGAGGGUCUUAAGAGGGUUCUUCUUAUUAAAGCUCCUAAAAUCUUUCCUAUUGCCUACAACUUGAUCAAGCCAUUCCUGUGUGAAGAGACUCGGAGAAAGAUUAUCAUAAUUGGCUCCAACUGGAAAGAAGUACUGCAGAAAUAUGUAGCACCAGAUCAACUGCCCGUCAUCUAUGGAGGCACAAUGACGGAUCCAAAUGGAAACCCUUACUGUAAAACUAUGAUUAAGUAUGGUGGUGUAGUGCCAAAGUCUUACUACAUAAAAGAUUCUGUUGAUGUACAGUAUGAAAAGUGCAUCACCAUCAGCCGUGGUUCUGACCACCAUCUGGAGUGUGAAGUCCUUGUCCCUAACUGCUUAUUAAGAUGGCAGUUUGCUAGUGAUGGUAGUGAUAUUGGUUUUGGUAUCUACAUGAAGACCAAAACAGGGGUGAAACAGAAAAUCACAGAAAUGCAGGAGGUGUUGCCAACUACGCGUUAUAAUGCACACCUAGUGCCCGAGGAUGGAUCCUACACGUGUGAAGAACCAGGCAUCUAUGUGCUACGAUUUGAUAACACUUACAGCAUUCUUCAGUCAAAGAAGAUAAGUUUCACAGUGGAUGUUGUUCUACCUGAAAUGCACACUCAGAACUUGGAGGAACAGCCAUGACUUGAGAGUACUUCAUGUAGCUAGUAUGAGACAAGGUCAAUGUCUAGUAAUUAUAUCAUGUUAGAGAUACAUUUGAAGUUCAAUCGUCACAUUUGUACAAUACAAUGAAUGCCAGUGGGAGACAAUGUUUUUUUCAGUGUGAGGUUUCAGAUCCACUGUCACCGUCACCAGGAUAAUAUGUUUACUGAAGAUAAACAAAUCAAUAUACUGGACAUAUACACAGACACAUACACCUUGGGCUGUAUUCAGAGCUGGCAAUAAAAUCCUAUAAUUUAGUUAAUUUACUAUAAAUUAGUUAAUUAAUAGGCAAUAGGCAAUUAAAAUGCCAGAUUUGUGUAUUCAGUGUUGGCCUCAAAUUGCAUUCAAUGUUUUGAGUGUAUUUACAGCUCCAAACAUGACUUUUAGCCUGACAUCAAACCAUCAGACUUUGGUGCUUGACUUGUUCAAAUGCUCCUUGUUUGUUCAAGCUAAAACUCACAUUUAAGUGACACAUGCACUCCUGCCAGUGUGUGUAAUUCUCAUAUAGCGUAUUAAAACCUCAACUACCUCUGUUUAACUGAACUCUGAAUAUGACCCAUAUGUGUCUAUACACCAACACACAAUUCAUACAUACAGUUGAUUUUUUUGUUUGUUUUUGAUGUAAAAAAGAAAAGAAAAGAAAGAAAUCAUGAUAAAUCAUGUCAGAUCUUUUCCAACCUUUAAUGUGCCAAUCAUCAUAUUUCAAGUAAAACAAAGAGAAACAUUUUCACAUUUUAUGGGCUAAAAAAGAAACUGAUUAAAAUAAAAUACUGGUUAAAAUAAACCACAGUUUAUGUGUAAUACAGUUAUAUUGGACUAAGGGUCUAUCAACAUGACAGAUUUGGAUUUGCCAAUUUUAUUCCACUUAGAUCUAUCAAAUUGUGGAGGGAAACACCUGUGCACAGCCCUCUUCAAGUCAUUCAAGGCAGGUUUUAUGCCAAAACACAUUGGUAUUUAGAGCUAUCCAUGAUUCCCUAUCUUGACAAGAGCCCCAGUCCCAGCUAAAGAAAAACUUUCUUGGUAUGCUUUUUUUUUGUGAUACGAAGCCUUGUUUUUGCAUCAAACCUAUAUUUUAGUAUUAUGGCCCAAACGUUCUUCUUUGGUCUAAUAAAAAAACAUCUUACCACAUUUUUGGGGUGAUUUGGGUGAUUUUGUCCCUAAAAUGUUUACAUUUGUUUUCACUUUAGAUUGAAAAAGAUCUGACAUAAUUAAUCUUUGCUUCAUAUGUUUUGUUUUUUUUGUUUUGUUGCCAUUUGAAAUCUGCAAGUGUGUAGACAAGAGUGUGUAGGCUUUUUAUGUCCACAGCACAGAGUACACUGCCUACACACAAGUUACAGUUAAUACUUUGUUUUGGAUUAUUACUAAGUCAUUAUCAGUAUUGAAAGAAAGACAAGUUUAUAUUUGUUUUUUAAUUAUGACUUUAUUGGUGUAAGGACAUUUGGGGUAUACAUCACAUGUUUUAACCAAAAUAACUGUAGAUAUUCUGGGGGAAAUUUGUUAUUGAUUAAAUGAUAGUUGAUGAUGAUAGUUCUAUCAUUAUGAGUUGGAUAAUAAUGCUUAAAAUGCUUAACUUGCAUUUCUUCACAUUUCUUUUCGUAUAAAAUUAUUAUUAUUAUUAUUAUUAUUAUUAUUAUUAUUAUUAUUAUUAUUAUUAUUAUUAUUAUAUCACAAAAUAAAUGCUUUAUUUUGGUGAUAAUUAUUCUUGAAUAUUGCUCGGAGUUUGGAGAGUAUCUUGUAGUUUGUAAUUUUGUGCUAAUUUGUAUUAAAAUGUUUAACUUGAUUAA